Messenger RNA from Adineta steineri, 416 nucleotides. The record is from the annotation of a GenBank genome assembly. Lineage: Eukaryota; Metazoa; Rotifera; Eurotatoria; Adinetida; Adinetidae.
AUGGUUACUGUUAGCCUAAUUCAUAGUAGUUGGUUACAUUUAUUAGCUAAUCUAUCAAAACAAAUACUGUUGGGUAUUCUACUCGAACGUAAAUAUGGUUCAUUUCGAAUAGUUAUUGUCUACUGGCUUUCAACUGUAGGUGCAGUUCUAUUAUGUGCUAUGUUGGCAGACAGUCGAGAAGGCGGUAUUGGAUCUUCUGGUGCUAUAUAUGGUUUGGCAUUAUUUUUCACUGUGGAACGUCUUAAUGCAAUAAAAACAAAUAGCGAUCAUCGCCUUUUCAUACUGAUGCAACUAGUUCUGUUUAUUGUACUUCCUACGACCAUCACCAUAUCUAUGGCGGCUAUUCUUGGCAUUAAUGUGGGACAUUCGGCUCAUUUUGGUGGUGGUUUGGUAGGCUGUGUGUUUGGUAUUGGUAU